This is a messenger RNA of Grus americana (Whooping crane), 2484 nucleotides long. RefSeq names its product interferon gamma receptor 2 (gene IFNGR2). Lineage: Eukaryota; Metazoa; Chordata; Aves; Gruiformes; Gruidae. The transcript is spliced from 7 exons. Gene Ontology annotation, molecular function: protein binding. The record is from RefSeq and is a predicted model, not a curated record. The coding region runs from base 439 to 1455 and encodes 338 amino acids.
CCAGCGCGGCCGCACCGCAUGCGGCGGGGACUGCAGGGCCUUCCGCGGGCACCGGGCAGGGCCGGGCCGGGCCGCGGGGCUACGCCACAGCCCGCCCUAAGGCCGGGCCGGGCUCAGCCCUGAGCAGAUGGCGCUGCCAGGGCCUGCCCGCCGGUCGUUCGGCCCGACGCCCGCAGCCCCCCCGCGGCCGCCCGCGGCGGUGCAGUCGGGGCCGAGGGCGAGCUCUGCCUCCCCGUAGGCGGGAGUGGAGGCGGAGCGGCACAGGGAGGCAGCGGCCGCCUCGCUCCCCGCGAGCAGCCGGGGCCGGGCCGGGGCCGCGGGUGUGAGGCGGCCCCGCCAGGCCUGCCUGCCUGCCUGCCGCCGGCCCCGCUCCUCAGGAACCGGCGAGCGGCCUCUGCGGCGAGCGGGGCCGGGCGGCGGGGCGCUGCCAGCCGGGCCAUGCCGUGUCAGACGCUGCUCCUCUCCCUCCUCCUUCUCUUCCUCCUCCUCCUCCUCGGCUCGCUCCGGAUCUCGGGCGCAGAAUCUUCUCCACAUUUACCGGCACCAAAGGACGUGAUGAUUUAUUCCUAUAACUUUCAUAGUUUGCUGAGGUGGUCUCCUGUUAAAGUGGAUAGAGGCUUGGUGUUAUAUACGGUCCAUUUUAAAACAGGGGCCUUUAACCAGUGGGAUGAGAUGAACUGCACUCGUAUCACCCAGACUGAAUGCAGUUUCCCCUGGUCACUUAAGGAGCGGCGCUGGACUGUUGUUUUGCGGGUGAGGGCUGAGCUAGGGCAAGUGACUUCUGACUGGGUGCAAACAGAUCCAUUUGUGGCAGAGAGAAACACUACUAUAGGGCCCCCUAAAGUGAACAGCGUGAUUGUAAGCUCUGACUCACUUCUCAUUAGUGUCACACCCCCUUUUGGAUCUGAAGCAGGUGACUUCCUUCGGUAUCAUGUGUCCUACUGGGAGAACGCAACAAGUACUACUAAGAAAGAGACACAGAUGAGCAAUACACUGUUCAAAAUCAGAAAUCUAAAGGAAUUGACACUUUAUUGUUUUAGUAUUCAAGUAGAAUUGACGACGUAUUCAGAUCUCCAGUUACUUGGACUGCAAAGUGACCCAGAGUGCUACAGAACAACAAUUAGUGAGGCAACCAGAGCUGGAUAUAUUGUACUAAUAUUUGUGUUGGUGUUACUUUUUGUAAAUCUGGUAGCAGUUGGUUUGUUUCUUCUGUGGAGACACCACAAAACAAUUAAAUAUUGGUCUCGGCCACCUUUAGAAAUCCCAGCACACUUUGAAGAGUAUUUGAGGGACCCUAGCAUGCCUGGUUUAGAGGUGUUGGACAACUAUGCUGAGGAUGAUCCCCAUGAUUCCUUAUCUGUUGUACUUUGUGGAGAAGGAAACCAAGCCUGUGGCAGCAGUUUGGAUGGUCAAGCUCAUUCAUGCAGCGUCUCCAGUGCCAGUGACAUAACUUAAGUGAUGCCCUAGUGAGAACGCCUGUACAGAGUCAUUGCAGAGGCUCCUGCCCACAAGCAGUGCUGCGUGGCUGCUGGCAGGACAGACAGCCAGCUCUGGACAAAAUGCAGCUGCUGACAAAUCCUGAGCAAGAUGUUGCUUCCUGAGAAUAGCGUGGACCCUGAGCCUUUCGUUAAAUGGCUUCCACUGUGCUACAACAGCAACUGUGUUCUGCCAAAGAGACUGAACGGGUGGAACGUGAAAGGGAAAUGAACACUAAAUUGCCUUAAGACAGACAGAUGGUUAUAAAAUUGUUACAUUAGCAUCAUCGUAUUUCCCACCCUAAAUUGAAAUAAAGCUUUGAGAAGUAAUGGCACUUUACAGUAGGAUGUAGUAUAACCUGGAAUUUUUUGUUGAGUGAAUAAUUGAACCAUGAAUUACUCUUAUAGUGCUUUUGUUUUGUUGCCUAUUUGUGAAGGCUGUGUUAGCAUUCAAUGUGUAUUAUAUCCACCCCAGUACGCUUUUCUGAAUCAUUUGAAGUACAUGCAGUCUUCUGGGGCAGCUUCUUCCCUCAAGAUAAAAAUGGCAAUCUAACAAGAAAUUUACUUUCCUCAGCAUGUACCUAAUGCAAAGAACUCCUCCAAGAAGGGCCUCCUACUAUCUGCCUCCUGCCACAUUCAUGAGAAGCAUUAAUCUUUUGCAGUGAGACAAGCAUUGUUCACAGCAAAAGAAACUUUAAAAUAAUUUUGCUCAAAAUUUAUAUAACAUUUAUUGGUAACUAUCAGACACUAAAAUUUCUUGUUGACUAUCAAUCAGAUUAGUCCUGCACAUGAAAAGUUGACUGAGGGUUGUGGUUUGAGUCCCUUAAAGCAGAAGACUACACCUUAAGCCUCACAUCACAAUCCUGGGAGGUCUGGAAGGCAUCUAAUAAAACACAAUGAACAAAUGAACCACUUCUGUACUAAAAGACUGGUUUUAUUUGUUUGAUGUUUUUCCUGGGUUUGAUACAAGUUGUUUAAAAAAAAAUAAAUAUGCUUCUUUAUUUGCAAA